AUGCCCCACUCUUCCCAGCCAGUGGAGGCGAUGGCGGUAGCGGCUGGAGAUGCAGCUGAUCCUCUUCCUCCUCCCGAGGACUCAGUAUGCGACGAUGUGAAUCCGAAGAAGAAGGCACGGCUGAGGACCAUAGGGACGGGCAAGGGUAGGAAGAUGUUCAGGCCUCAGGAGCUGGAUGUCCUGGCAAACGUCGUACACGAGGUCCGGCCGCUGCUGGCCAUUCACUGGGACCGUGUUGGGGAUGUGUACAACUCCCAUCCCUCCAUAUGCUUUCCUAGGGAUGCACAUUCGCUCAGGACCAAGUACAUCUCAGUGCUGAGGGACGCGAAGAAGGGUGUCGAGGACGACGAAGCGAAGUCGGCAGUGUACGAGAAGUUUCUUGCAGCUGAGAAGGCCAUUGAAGCGCGAGCAGCUGCAGGUGAUAUCCGAGACUUGCAGGACGAUGAUAGCGCCCUCGAUAAGGAGCAUGCUAGAGCUUCCGCCGCAAUUAAGGGCUGCAUGAAGAGUGAUGCAGAGGGCGUUUGGGCCAUCCUUCAAGCGAUCAAGGCCGAGCGGGAAACAUGGAAAAUUCUUGACGAAGCCAGGGAGGAAGAAAGGAAAAAGAGGGAAGAUGCAAGGGAGGAAGAGCGCAAGAAGAGAGAGGAGGAAAGGGAGGCAGAGAGGAGAAGACGAGAGGACGAGAGAGAAGAGCUGAGAAAGAAGCGAGAAGAAGAGCGCGAGGCACAGAAAAGAAAAGAGCGUAUGAUCAGAGAUGAGGAACGGAGAAAGGAUCGGGAGCUUGAGAGACAGGAGAGACAAGCUCUCUUGAACGUUAUGAUGCGUCUGAUCGGCGAAGAUGCGUCAAAACUGGAGUUUGCUAAGCAGAAAUGA
This is a messenger RNA of Guillardia theta CCMP2712, 870 nucleotides long. RefSeq lists its product as hypothetical. The record is from RefSeq and is a predicted model, not a curated record. NCBI's taxonomy places the organism in Eukaryota, Cryptophyceae, Pyrenomonadales, Geminigeraceae. Bases 1 to 870 code for a protein of 289 amino acids. The transcript has a single exon.